CACUGCAGACAAGAACAUCGAACAAGAAGAGUUCCAGGGAGCUACAUGUAGCUGUCUCUUGCUGCAAACACCGUCACGUCUAGCAAUUUCUUUUGUGUUCGUAUUUGUUCUCCGCCAUACACACAUCUCCUGAUAUACUACCGUCAGGCGCUAGGCUAGGCAGUCGCCGUGUCAGUUCUUGUUCCAUCGCUAUUGGUAUAGUUUGAGAGAAUUUCUUCCGUACAUUUUUUCUUCGAAGUCUCAACUGCUGCACAAGAGAUUCUGUUCCGUCUGAGAUCACAAUGGAGCUUCCUUCCCUUGGCACUAAUUGCGCAUGGGAAGAAUGUAAUCAACUAGAUUUCCUCCCAUUCACGUGUGACAUGUGCAACAAAGUAUUCUGCCUUGAUCACCGGUCGUAUGACCAGCAUCAAUGCCCAUCAGCGUAUCAAAAGGAUGUGCGAGUGCCAACCUGCCCACUCUGCAAUGCCCUCGUGCCAGUAGCCAGAGGAGAGGAUCCCAACAUCAAGAUGAAUGAGCACAUUGCCAAUCAGUGCCAGGGUAGCAACACAGGGACAAGCAACACGGGGACAGCGAAACAGGACCCGUCAAAACGAUGCCAUAUGAAAGGCUGCAAGCGAGUAGAUAUGGUGCAGGUUCGUUGUGAUCAGUGCGCUCAUCAGUUUUGCUUACGCCACCGUGGCCCGCCGGAUCACAAGUGCGAAGGCAAGCAAAGCACGCUGGCCAAUGCCGCUUCUCGGCGAGCUGCAACUAACACAGGGUCGAAGACCUCGGGCAGUUCGUCGCGGGGCAGCACCCAGCCCAGGCUCUCGCAGAAGACGGCGGACAGUCGCGCGCCGCAGCAAAGCUACCUGAACGAGACCGGGCGCCAGCUGGAGGCGGCAAGAAGAGAGCGGCAGACGCAGGCCACCGUGCGCGCUCAAGCUCCUGCCACACAGUCGUAUGCCAGCGCACCCAAUGCUCUACAAAUGAGUGAAGAUGAGGCAUUGGCCCGUGCGCUACAAGAAUCGAUACAGCCGUCAGUGCGGCAGACAGACCCACCAGUGACUGCUGCGGCGGCUGCCAGUACAGGGACACCAGCAGUGCAGAGUGAAGAGGAUGCCGCACUUGCCCGUGCGAUCGCCGCGUCGUUGGAGGAGCAGGAGCGGCCCAAGGAACAAUCGUCAUGCUUACUCAGUUAGCGUGCAUUCGUUGGCUGGUGACUGAGCAACGGGCCUGGAACUGUAUGUGUGUGUGUGUGUGUGUGUGUGUGUGCCUCUCGAAGCAAAGCUCUCCUCCCAUGUUGCUUUUUCAUGCUGCAGCUUCUGCUUGUAAUAUUUUUUGGUAAUCUAUUCAGAUGUUGCUGGUUUUAGACAUCUCUCGGUAUACGGAACUCUGUCUUGUUUGUAGGUAGGCUUCCUGCACUGCUCCCUAGUGAUUGUUUUUAGACCUACUAGUCUAUGAAGAAGAGGUUAAUGCGACUUCGGCGAUGCUAUUAGUCUAUGGAGAGGGUUACUGGUGCUCACGGCGAGCCAAGGUAUGUCUAGAACCAAGCAUUGCUCUGGACCUCAAGUACGUACAGGAGGAAUAGCUUUACUAUUAGCAAGAUGUUGACCAGCUCCCCUGCUUCCCCUGCCUAGUCUUCGGAAUUCUGUUCUUUUAGUUUUCAAUUUUCACCCGGCUCACUCUGCUCCCAUUCAAAGAAAUAUUUUAAUUUAUUCUCCACAUCUGCUGCUGUAUACACCAUAUUUCUACUGAUUUUAUAUUUUACAAACACAUGACAUGUGUAUAGGGCUGAUUUAAGAAAAAGAUUAAAAAAAGAAAUAAUUAUUGAUAACACUAGUUGCCGAUUAUGUUGUGGAACUCAUUGUUACAAACGUCUCUUUUCAGAA
Messenger RNA from Sycon ciliatum, 1868 nucleotides. Its product is annotated as AN1-type zinc finger protein 2A-like. Bases 282 to 1178 code for a protein of 298 amino acids. Lineage: Eukaryota; Metazoa; Porifera; Calcarea; Leucosolenida; Sycettidae. Gene Ontology annotation, cellular component: endoplasmic reticulum; cytoplasm. The transcript has 12 exons. The record is from RefSeq and is a predicted model, not a curated record. Gene Ontology annotation, molecular function: zinc ion binding. Gene Ontology annotation, biological process: proteasome-mediated ubiquitin-dependent protein catabolic process; protein targeting to ER.